Helianthus annuus (common sunflower) is the source of this 2972-nucleotide messenger RNA. RefSeq names its product mediator of RNA polymerase II transcription subunit 15a. NCBI's taxonomy places the organism in Eukaryota, Viridiplantae, Streptophyta, Magnoliopsida, Asterales, Asteraceae. Gene Ontology annotation, molecular function: transcription coactivator activity; chromatin DNA binding. The transcript has 13 exons. The coding region runs from base 122 to 2824 and encodes 900 amino acids. Gene Ontology annotation, biological process: regulation of DNA-templated transcription. The record is from RefSeq and is a predicted model, not a curated record.
CAAAAUUAGUGUAACAAUCAAUCCCGAUUUCACCGUAACGUCGCCUUUAUCAUUUUCCUAAACCCUAUUUCUCUUGCUUGCUUGCUUUCCAAAAGAUAAUCAAUCAUCAAACAAACAGAAGAUGGAUACGAUGUCUACUCAGGGUGCACGUCGCGCUGUUGGUGACCCCAGUGGUUGGAGAGCUCAAAUGCAACGGGAAAGAAUCGCGAAGAAGAUAAUGGAUACCUUGAAGACACAUCUUCCAUUCUCAGGAUACGAGAGACUACAGGAACUUAAGAAAAUUGCUCAGAGGGUUGAAGUGGAGAUUUAUACUGCGGCCACAAGCCAGUCUGAAUAUGCACGGAAGAUAUGCUUGAAUAUUCUGAUUAUGGAGACUAGAUUACAGACUCUCAUGCGGUCAAACUCUGCUGCUGAUACUGUAAACCGCUCAGUGCCAUUAGAUUCGACGGCUCAGACUCGCAAAAAAGAUGGCGGAGAUUGGCAAGAAGAAAUUUAUGAAAAGAUAAAAGCUCUGAAAGACCUGUAUCUGCUCGAUCUGAAAGACCUGUAUCUACUCGAUUUGAGGCCUACACGGUGUUCAAGUGGCGCUGUUGGUGACACCGCCAUGGAAUCUGGUGAUUGGAGGGCUCAACUGCAAGCAGAUUCACGGGAAAGGAUCGUGAACAAGUUAAUGGAUACCUUGACGAGGCAUCUUCCAUUCUCUGGAUACGAGGAACUACAGGAAGUUAAGAAAAUAGCUGAAACGGUUGAAGAGGAGAUUUAUACCGGUGUCACGAACCUGUCUGAAUAUGCACGGUUGCUAUGCUUGAUUAUGCUGACAAUGGAGACUAGAUUACGAAAUUUCAUGUCAGACUCCAUGCAGUCAAACUCUGCUGCUAAUAGUGUAAACCCCUCAAAUCCAGGUUCUGAGGUGACGCAACAAGUGGACAACCCGCAGCAGCUCCUGCAACGGCAAAGGACGACAGGCCAGCAAAAUCUACUUUCAAGUCUACCGCAGUCAUCACAGGAGUUAAUUGGUCAAUCCACCAUGACAUAUGUUUUUGGUCAAAAUUCGAACAUGAAGAACCUUCAAAAUAUGCCCGGUGCUGUUGGUGACCCCACAAAGGAAUCUGAUAAUUGGAGGGCUCAACUGCAAGCAGAUGCACGUGAAAGGAGCGUGAAAAACAUAGUGGAUACCUUGAAGAUGCAUCUUCCAUUCGCUGGAGACGAGGAACUACAAGGGCUUAAGAAAAUAGCUGAGACGGUUGAAGAGAAGAUUUAUACUGCUUCCAUAAGCCAGACUGAUUAUUUCCGGAAGAUAUCGGUGAAGAUACUGGAUUUGGAGGAUAGAUCAAAAAGUCCCAUGCGAUCAAACGCUGUGACUAAUAGUGUAAACCCUUCAAAUCCAGGUUCCGAGGUCAUGCAGCAAGUGAACAACCAAGUGAAACAACCUUCUAUUCAUGUGCCGUCUAAUAAUACUCAACAAGUGAUGUCAAAGAACAUGCACGGUAACAUUGGUUUAGAUGGGAUGUACAACUAUUCUGGUUUAUCUUCUUCUGCAUUGCCACCUGGCAGCGCGUUACAACAACCCACCAUGACAAAUGUUGCUGGUCAAAGUUUAAACAUGCAAAACAUGUCUAGUUUUCGACAAAACCCGCUCAGUGGAAAACAAUAUAACUCCUCUAACAUUCUCCAGCAGCGGCAGCAACUGCUGAUGCUGCAACAGCAGAGGUUGAUGAACCAGCAAAAUGAGUUUUCAAGUCUAGUGCAGCCAUCACAGCAGUUAAUUGGUCAAUCCACCACGACAAAUGUUGCUGGUCAAAAUUUAAAGAUGCAGAACAUUCAAAAUAUACCUCAACGAAACCAGGCUAUGGGACUCUCUGAGUCGCAGCAGCUCCUGCUACAACAGCUCCGGCAACAGCAGAGUUUCAUAGGCCAGCAAAAUAGGCUUUCAAGUCCACUACAGUCAUCACAGCCGUUAAUUGGUCAAUCCACCACGCCGACAAAUGUUGCUGGACAAAAUUUAAAGAUGCCGAACAUUAAAAAUAUGUCUCCAAUGCCGCAACCUAUUAAUAUGCCUAAUCAGAAACAAGAUAUGCAGAGUUCAGCAAAUGUGUUACCAACGCAGGUUCAACAAUCACAGCCACAGUUGCAGCAGCAGGUGACGCCACCACACAUGCAAUCGCCGCUUGGGCUGCAGCUGGGUAUGCAACAACAGCCAAAUCUGCUGCAAAGGAACACACAACAAAGGCUUCCAACCGCAAGUGGUUUUCCGCUGCAAAAUGUGAUUGAUCAACGGAAACAGCCAAUUCAGAAGCAGAAAGUUAUGCCAGCGGCUUCAUCAACAUCAUUAGAUUCGACAGCUCGGACUGGCAUUCCAAAUGGCGACGAUUGGCAAGAGAAAGCGUAUCAAGAGAUAAAAGCUAUGAAGGAUAAGUAUCUACCGGAUUUAAUUGACAUUCACCAGAAAUUUAUAUCCAAAUUGCAGCAGCACAAUUCUCUUCCUCAGCACCCAAUAAAUGUGCAAAUUGAGAAGCUGAUUGUAUUUAAACAUGUGUUGGAGCGUUACAUGCAAUUCUUACAAAUCCCAAAGAAUGGAAUAUCAGAAAGUUAUAAAGACAAACUGCCUGUCUAUGAGAAGCAUAUUAUUAAUGUCAUCAAUUCAAAUAAGCAAGUUCAAUCACAUGAAAAUCAGAUGAAUUUAGAGGGUUCUAUGGCACAAAUGAAACUGAAUGAUAUCGGAAGUUUGCAGCAAUCUACCACCGCUUCUCCCUCAGUGGAUUCAAAAUCUUCAACAGAAAAUGAUGAAUUGCAUACACCCCAGGUCCUUAGCGGUUCUCAAUAACAAAAUACCGUGGUGAGUGCUGCUUAAUCUUGUUAUCUUUGUUUGAAGUUCUGAUAUCCUGGCAACAAGUAUAGUUGUUGUCUUCCUUGCUUUUACAUUUGCAUAUUUGAAACAAAACUUAUCAAAACUUUCAUGUUCUAUGAUAAAA